AUGUCACUUAGCGUUCUAAGUAGGAAAGAGAAAGAAAGAGUAAUUCGCAGACUAUUAAUACAGGCACCUCCAGGGGAAUUUGUAAAUGCCUUUGAUGAUCUCUGUCUGCUUAUACGUGAUGAAAAACUCAUGCACCAUCAAGGUGAGUGUGCAGGCCACCAACAUUGCCAAAAAUAUUCUGUUCCACUCUGCAUCGAUGGAAAUCCAGUACUCUUAUCUCACCACAAUGUAAUGGGUGACUACCGAUUUUUUGACUAUCAAAGCAAACUUUCUUUCAAAUUUGACCUACUUCAAAAUCAGUUGAGAGACAUCCAAAGUCACGGUAUUAUUCGGAAUGAGACUGAAUAUCUGAGAACUGUUGUUCUGUGUGCCUUAAAACUCUACGUUAAUGACCACUUUCCAACAGGAAACUGCAAUGUGCUGAGAAAAACUAUCAAAAAUAAGGAGUUCUUGAUAGCUUGCAUCGAGGAUCACAACUAUGAAACAGGAGACUGCUGGAAUGGCCUUUGGAAAUCUAAAUGGAUUUUCCAAGUGAAUCCAUUUCUAACCCAAGUCACAGGAAGAAUUUUCCUGCAAGCUCACUUCUUCAGGUGUGUCAACCUUCAUGUCAAAAUAUCUAAGGACCUGAAAGAAAGCUUGGAAGUAGUUAACCAAGCUCAAUUGGCUCUAAGUUUCGCAAGACUUGUGGAAGAGCAAGAGAAUAGAUUUCAAGCUUCCGUCUUAGACGAAUUACAGGAGUUAUCCAAUGAAGCCCUGAGAAAAAUUAUACGAAGGGAUCUUCCAGUGACCCGCACUCUCAUUGACUGGCAGAGGAUACUCUCUGACUUGAAUCUGGUGAUGUAUCCUAAGUUAGGAUAUGUCAUUUAUUCAAGAAGUGUGUUGUGCAACUGGAUAAUAUAA
Marmota monax (woodchuck) is the source of this 900-nucleotide messenger RNA. RefSeq names its product capping actin protein of muscle Z-line subunit alpha 3 (gene Capza3). NCBI's taxonomy places the organism in Eukaryota, Metazoa, Chordata, Mammalia, Rodentia, Sciuridae. Gene Ontology annotation, molecular function: actin filament binding. Bases 1 to 900 code for a protein of 299 amino acids. The transcript has a single exon. Gene Ontology annotation, biological process: barbed-end actin filament capping; actin cytoskeleton organization. Gene Ontology annotation, cellular component: F-actin capping protein complex; actin cortical patch. The record is from RefSeq and is a predicted model, not a curated record.